AUGUCACCUCCGCCUAUACUAGACGUCCACCGGGCUAGCCCUGUUAGGGGACAGCUCGAGCCGUACGAUCCGCGCACGCCCCCAGGUUGCCGAUAUGUUCAAACCACCGACACCCCCGACGAACUCAAGGUUCUUCUCCCUCCAGGCACUGCGUCUAUGUAUGAGCAGCUAUUAAAACUUGAGAAUUAUGAGCUCUCGAAGAAACCUGCCGUCUCUUGGGAACGCAUCAUGGAAAUUCGCCAUCUCAAAGACCGUAUGAUUCGCAAGUGCCAGAAGCUGGCGAAAACUACCAUGCCCAUGUCAAAGAAGUCUUCUCGAGGCGACACCUUCGUCUUCCAGACUUUCGUCGCACCCCAGGACUUCAGAGUGAAGGAAAUGGAAAAAUGGUUCAGAGAGCAGCAAAAGCGAGCGAAUUCUCUCCCCAGGCGAACGAUCUCUGCCGGACAAUCUGCUAGCUACGAACUCGCCCUCGCUGGCCCAUCCAGCCGCCGUCUUCCAUCAACAUCUUCAAAACAACCUGUGCAACGCUCGACAACAAAUCCAGAGCCCCCUCCAAAUCACAGGCAGGAUGCAUACUCGAAGCUGCUACCCACUAUCCAACCUCAGCGUAUCGUUCAAUCGGAACGAACGCUCACUCCUCAAUCAGCCGCUUUGCCGGUUGCGCUAAACUUCCCGCAAAUCAUGUCUCCGCCCCCACUACCCGUCCUCAUUCUCUCCCAACGCGAGGCGUUGGGACUUGAUGAGCCUGAGGGCCAACCACCCAACAUCGCCUCACUUUCUCUCGGGCCUGACCAACCUACGGAGACCAGUCCGUCAGACCCUGCAGGAGAAGCCAGUCCACGACCAAUCCUCUCACGCAGACCAAGUUGCAUAAAACGCGAUAGUGCCGGCGAUCUCAAGAGGGUCUCUUGGGCGGAUAACCAACACGAGCUCGAUAAUCAGUUAUCAAAGUACGCGACUGCCGCGCGUGAGGCACAAGCGUCAGGCAAAUGGGAGGAAGUUCAGGUUCUAUAUUUAGAGCAAAUUGCUGGACUCGAGAAUUUACAACAACAAGUGCAGGAUGGCCUGGAGCACCUGCGCUCUGAAACUGAUCAUCUUCAACGGAUCGACGAGACCAUCCGCAAACAACGCGAGGCUCUCGAUUCCACCUUCCACGACUUUGAGCUAAAGCAUAAUCUGCUGAAGGAAAAGGUGCAAGAAGCUCUUACAGAGGCUAAUUAUGCCCUCAAUCGGCAUGGCGUCGCUCGUGAACUUGAGCCUAUCCACGAAGCUGAACAUUAA
This is a messenger RNA of Cyclocybe aegerita, 1281 nucleotides long. NCBI's taxonomy places the organism in Eukaryota, Fungi, Basidiomycota, Agaricomycetes, Agaricales, Hemipholiotaceae. The record is from the annotation of a GenBank genome assembly.